This is a messenger RNA of Opisthorchis viverrini, 1633 nucleotides long. RefSeq lists its product as hypothetical. The annotation marks the transcript as partial. NCBI's taxonomy places the organism in Eukaryota, Metazoa, Platyhelminthes, Trematoda, Opisthorchiida, Opisthorchiidae. Gene Ontology annotation, cellular component: RNA polymerase I transcription regulator complex. Gene Ontology annotation, biological process: transcription by RNA polymerase I. The transcript has 7 exons. The record is from RefSeq and is a predicted model, not a curated record.
AAACGAUAAUUCAAGAUACAAGCACAGUGAUUGAGCUAACCGUUCAGUCAUUCUCCACUCGCUUCCUGCUGCGCACCACUGGUGAUCCGGAGGCUGCUGCGGUGGGAUGUGCAGGGGUUAGUAUCGUGCUGAAUCACCGGGCGGAAGUAUCCCUACUUGACUGGAUACCUGUUGAUAGUCGCCUCUGUGCGGUUCGUCUGGCAACGUUUGUGAAGGCGUCUCACAAGCGGCAAGUUGAUAGAUGUCUGUUUAUUGUGUCUGCCUAUGCCCCAACUGACUGUAGCUCCGACGCCGUCAAAGACAGGUUUUCCGACGCCCUGAAUGUCCUGCUGCGGCCAGCUAAAAGCUCAUACUUUGUGGUGGUUGCCGGAGAUAUGAAUGCGCAAGUGGGCUCAGUACAUCUGAGACUGAAUUGGGAGGUCGACAUGGACUGGACUCGUGCACUGGAUCAGUUUCGCCUCUCGGAUGAGAAUAAUCGGAUUCUGGAACGCAUUCUACAGCAUAUGGUUCGUGGAGAACUUGUGACUGCCUACCAGUGCCGAUCGCAGAAAGUGACUCCGCGGGACCGUUACACUUCCUCGGCAGCACUUGUCACAAAGGAACCUGAAUAUGAUCAUGUUCAACGUUUGCAACACCUCUAUGAAGGAUUGUCUUUGUACGGCUUGUGGCUCGAACAGAUGCACAAGUCCGACUCACUGGCUGACGACACAGGAGAGCCUUCGACCACCGAUGAUUUGGCGGAUAAGGCAUUCUAUCGAUUGCAGGAAGUUGAGGCAUUGGUAUCCGGUGGUUACUUAUGCGACAUCUUCAUCCGACCACUGGUUGAGAUCCUCGAGUAUUUCAAUGAACCAUUACGCGCACGCAGCCUUCUGUUAAGCUACGCCCGCCGUAUCCCAGAGAACCCCAAUGCCCUUCGUUACUUGUGUGAGUGGUAUCGGCGCCGGAGUCGGGAAUCUGACGUAUCCUCGUUAACCCUCAACGUAACCGCAGAUAGUCGAACCGAAGCUACGACAACAGACGGUGAUACGAGCAUUCCGACACCAUCACCGAUAACUCCCUGUCCGAAAAUCACUGCUCGCCUGUUACGAUAUCGGAUCAGAUUCUCCAGGCAUGUACUUCCUGAACCAGCACCCUCGGUCUCACGCCACGAGGUCCUGUCGGCUGCUGAUGAAAAGCGAUUGUUGCGAGCACAACAUCCCCACGUAUCAACAAUCAACCUUUGUCUGAAACACGGUCUCUCCACCGAUGCCUUGGAAUUAUCGUUCGCAUUGCUGGAUCAUCCUUCCUGGGCGGUAUUUAAUGAACCGUGGAAAUUGUUGAGACGUAGUGUGCAAGCAGUUGGAAAACAAAGCCCCGAAGUAGUUCAAGCCUUCAGUAUUCGAAAGCGGUCAUGGUCCCAGAUUCAUUUCAAACUCCCACACCUACCAGUAUUGGCCCAAAAGGUGCGCAAAUUAUGCGAGACCAUAGCUCCUAACCCGCCAAAACCGCUCGAUGAUGACGCUGUUGGCCCACUUCUCUCGGUUAUACCCCUUUCUUCUUUGCAUACCGAACUUACGGAAACUUCAGGCGCUGAUACAAGCACUUGAUGUUGCACUUUGACCUGACCUAUUUUCUCCAGAAAAUACAAGUGGCG